Molecule: messenger RNA, 1540 nt
Organism: Hemiscyllium ocellatum (epaulette shark)
Lineage: Eukaryota; Metazoa; Chordata; Chondrichthyes; Orectolobiformes; Hemiscylliidae
Product: macrophage metalloelastase-like
Exons: 10
Coding region: 20-1318 (432 amino acids)
Biological process (GO): extracellular matrix organization; collagen catabolic process; proteolysis
Cellular component (GO): extracellular matrix
Molecular function (GO): metalloendopeptidase activity; zinc ion binding
Source: RefSeq, a predicted model, not a curated record
AACACAGUAAACAACCGAAAUGAAGGCUGUGUAUUUUUGUCUCGCCAUUGCACUUGAACUGGGCUUUCAAACCAUACCUUCAGAUGCACUUCCAUUGGCUAAAGACGAGCCAGUUACAAAAACUCCCGAGGUAAAACAGACUCAAUAUCAACUUCAGAUAACCAGGAAGCCUGUCAAUGGAACAGUUAAAUCAAAUGGAGUCCCUCGUUGUGGAGUAACUGACUUUGAGGCGUUUUCUGUUUUUCCUGGCACACCUAAAUUUAACAAGAAUGAUCUCACCUACAGGGUACGGCAAUAUACAAGAGACUUGAGUGAGGCCACUGUGGAUGAAGUUUUGAGACGAGGUUUUAAACAUUGGAGUGAUGUUACUCCACUAUCGUUUCGAAAGACAGAUGCUAUCGCAGAUAUUGAAAUUAUCUUUAGUAGUGGAGAACAUGGAGAUGGAGUUCCUUUUGACGGAUCAGGUGGGGUUCUGGCUCACGCCUUUGCUCCUGGACCAGGCCUUGGAGGCGAUGCUCAUUUUGAUGACGCUGAGAUUUGGACAACAGGAAAUGAUGGAAUCAACUUGGAGAUAGUUGUCACACAUGAAGUUGGACAUUCUCUGGGACUUGGUCAUUCGAAUAAGAGAGACGCUGUGAUGUUUGCCACCUACUUUUUUAGGGAUCCAUUUAUGCUUUCGCCUGAUGAUGUUAGAGGAAUCCAGUUUUUAUACGGACGCCCAGUUGCGCCACCAGGCACAAAUCCAACACAAGGACCGUUACCCUGUGAUCCGGAUGUGUUCAUGGAUGCUGCUGUCAGAUUCAAUAGAAAUUUUCUUUUCUUCAAGAAUGGGUUCUAUCGGACUGCAAGGUCUUCAAGCAUAAUUCCAGUGAACAGCACUUGGCCAAGUAUCACAUCAAAUAUUGAUGCUGCUGUUGAGUACAGCAGGAGACGCCAAAGGAGAAACAAUAUUCUCUUCUUCACAGGAGAUCAAUACUGGCAUUUCACUGGGACUGUUCUGAAUUCAGGGUUCCCAAAGCCCAUCUCUACGCUUGGUUUUCCAAGUAGUGUUAGCAAAAUAGAUGCCGCUAUGCGAGUCGGAGGGCGGUCGAUAGUAUUUUUUGUGGGAAAUCAAUUCUGGAGGUAUGAUACACUCAUGAACCAAAUGAGAGGAAGACCAAGAUUAAUAAAUAAAGUUUUUGCAGAAAUUUCGACUGUGAAUGCAGCCUUUUCACAUAAUCGGAGAUUUUACCUCACAAGUGGACCUUCUGUGUUCAUAUUCAGUGGACGGCGAUUGGUCAGGCGAUUUGAACCACAACCCUGGCUAAACUGUGAAUAACUGACCUGCCUUUCUCCCAGACUGCUGGGGUCCAACACUGAGAAUGUUACUUUCAGAGGAUGGAUAUAUGAUUAUAGAUAUAAGGCAAAAUUAGCUCAAUGAAGCUUAAUUACUAACUCUUUCACAAUACAAUUGUUGCAUUUAAUUUUGAAUUAAUUAAUCAGCUGAUUUAAUUGUUCAAACUUGUAAUGAGAAUGUCAAUACGACAAUUAAGCAUUAAAA